Molecule: messenger RNA, 5457 nt
Organism: Leptidea sinapis
Lineage: Eukaryota; Metazoa; Arthropoda; Insecta; Lepidoptera; Pieridae
Gene: lds
Product: transcription termination factor 2
Exons: 19
Coding region: 164-4096 (1310 amino acids)
Molecular function (GO): ATP binding; ATP-dependent chromatin remodeler activity
Source: RefSeq, a predicted model, not a curated record
UUUGUGUUUUAUUUACUUGUAGGCUUAUAGAUAUUUUUGUUUUGCUUCCUUCGUUCUCAAGCAUUUUGAGAAAGGUAUAGAAUAAUAUAUAACACAUUUAAAGGAAAUGACAUCUAAUAUAAAUAUCUAUUCGUGAUAAAAUCUUUCAAAAUUUCAUAUUCAAAUGGAAAAUUCAUUUUUUGAGUUUCGGGACAAAACCGAUAUGCAAGACGACUCUGUUUGUGAAAUUAUUGACAACAGUCUUAUGGAUGAAUCUUUUGCUCCUAAGAAAACACCUGCAAAAAAGAAUCAAACUCUGUACAUCCCUGAAUCAGAUGAUUCGGUGGCAGACGGCACAGAAGGAUCUGAGGAUGAAAUAUCAGAAAGCAGAUCCAAAUCUAAAUCAAGCAGUUGGACCAACACUAAUGUCGUGUGCAGGAGUAAUGAUGAUGAUACAGAAGGUCAAAAUCAAAAUUUUAAUAGAUGUCCAAGAAAAAUGGUUUUUAGUUCAUCAGAUGAUGAGGAUUCACCCUGUCCGUCUGCAAGAGAAUCGUCAAGUCCAUUUAUUGUACGGAGGGUUAAAGCACUGCGGUCGUCAGAUUCCUUCAUAGGACACAGAAAGAAAAAACGUAUAAUGCUUCUCGAUUCUGAUUCAGACAAUUCGAUCAUAAUUGAACAUAAUCGUCAAAGAAAGAUGAUUUGUUUAAAGGAAACACCACAUAAAGAAGAAGUUAAAAAUAAUAGUAAAAGAAACAUGAGCUUUCGAAGUACUGGUAGUGAAUGUGACGAAUCUGAUUCAAAUGAAGAUGAUAAUUCUAACGUAACAAACGCGGAGGAACCUGUUAACCAAUCAAAUAAACAUGAUGCACUAAAUAACGACGAUUUAGAUAUAAGUAAUGGUCGUGAAAAUGAAUCAAAUCCGUUACCGAGUAAACACAGUGACAGUGGCGGAACCGUUGUAUAUGAUCAAGAAGAUAGUAGUGUGGCAGAUGACCAAGACGACCAAAAGUUUACGUCUCGGGCUACACGAACAAAAGAUGAUGUAACCAAUAACGAUGAUUUAGUUGUUAGUAAUAAUCUUGAUAAUGAAUCAAAUCUAAUAGGUAGUAAAGAUAAUGACAGUGAAGGUACCAUUGAAUAUGAUCACGAAGAUAGUGCAGAGACAGAUGACCAAGAUGACCAAAUGUUUGUAUCUCGGGCUACACGAAUGAGUAUAAUGGGUGUGAUACCAAAAGAUGGAAGUGACGAAUCAGACUUUAUACAAUCCGAUUCUUCGCGGCCUGCUUCGAGCCUCGACGAGUUACCUGACUGUGGUCUCAGUGUAACGAAAUCUGCACAAAAAAACAACCCCGAUGAUGUAGAUGAUUCUAAACUAACUUGCUCUCCAUUCUCAAGCCCUUUACAAGAUAUAACAAAUAGAGAAAAUGGUUAUGCAUUAAAGAGUGAAGCUGAAAAUAGUUUUAAUAAAAGUAUUACAAAGAGUAAUGCAAGAAAAAGGCUUAAUAACGACAGCAUUACGCAAAGUAAUGUAGAAGAAAAUUUCGAUGACAGUGUUUCGCAGAGUAACGUUAUCGAUCUGACUCAUAUAGAGACAGAUGGCUUGAAGGGCAAAGUUGCCAAGAGGUUACACGUAAUUGAUGACGAUGUCACAAUCAUUGAUAAGGAGCCUGAAGUGAUUCAUUUAAGCAGUGAUAGUGAGGAUGAGCUGAAAGCCGAGAAGUCGCCGUCAUCAAAAAGAUCGCCGUCAGCAAAGAGACCUGCCGAAAAAAAUAAAUCUAGUGUCACUAAGAAGGUUGGCAGUGAUAUAAAACAAUAUCUAGAGGUUGGCGCCCGCAGUAAUGUACCGGCCUCGUAUCCGAACCAGGUGGAGUAUGUGAGGAGGCAUGUGAGAGACCGAGAGCUGAACAAACUUAACGAGCUGAGGCAAGAAAUGCAAAAUGUUAAGUACUUACUGGAGUCGAUGGAUACCUCUUCACUGCCAGAUGGUGGCGUGAAGUUGAUUACGAAACUUAAAGACCUGGAGGCGGAGGUGCGACGCAAGGGGGACCGCGUGGCAAACAUGAUUGUGGAGACAGAUGAGCCUGUGAUCAUGGUUGGUGACAAGGAUGAGGGACUUACCUGGGACGACAUACAAAAGGCCAGUAACGAAGUACAACCGCGAAUGUUUGGCAAACAGGCAAUGACCACGCACCUGGCUGAAAGGAACCUCAUCCUGGAGCGUCUCCGCGAGCUGUACCAGUCGUUGGAGUCGUGUCCUCCGGAGCACAAGAUAGCGAAACCCCCGCGAUCCUUGCAGACCAAGCUGAUGCAGCACCAGCAACACGCGCUCGCCUGGCUCCAUUGGCGGGAGACGCAGAAUCCGUGUGGAGGCAUUCUUGCUGAUGAUAUGGGUCUCGGCAAGACCAUCACUAUGAUAUCUCUAAUAGCAAGUGAUAAGGAACAAGAUAAGGAUGAUGGUGAUGAUAAAGGUGAUGGAGAUAAGAAGAGAAAUAGAUUGGUUCGGGGCGGCACUCUAGUGGUGUGCCCGGCGUCCCUGAUGCAGCAGUGGGCGGGGGAAGUCAACAAACACUGUGUGUCUCACUCGCUCUCGGUGAUCCUCCACCACGGCGCGCAGAGAGCGACGCAGCCGCACCGACUGGCCAACUCCGACAUGAUACUCACUACGUACAACAUUCUGCAGCGGGAGACUGAGAAGGGCGGAGUUCUAACCCGCAUACAUUGGCGUCGCAUAAUCCUCGACGAGGCGCACGCCGUACGGAACCACAAGUCGGCAACCUCGAGCGCUGUUUCGGCCCUCAACGGCAAGAGGCGAUGGGCGCUCACGGGCACUCCUCUGCACAAUAAGGAUCUGGAUCUGUUUGCCUUACUCAAGUUUCUCAAGUGCACGCCCUUUGAUGAACUAACAAUGUGGAAGAAAUGGAUCGACAACAAGAGCAAGGGCGGCCAAGAGCGGCUGAGCACGAUCAUGCGGUGCGUGAUGCUGAGGCGCACCAAGCAGCAGCUGCAAGAGAAGGGUCAGCUGGACUGUCUGCCAGAGAGGAGCACGCACCAGUGUGCGGUGACCCUCGCCAAGGAGGAGAUGAACGUCUACCAGAAGGUGCUUGUGUUCUCGAAGACACUAUUCGCGCAGUUCCUUCACCAGCGCGCUGAGAAACAGGCGGACAACUUCGUGAGUAACACCACUCGCGACACCGCCUACUACAAGAUGCACAAGAAAAUGAUCGCCCUUCAAGGUGCUAAGCCGGUCAAAUCGCACGAGAUCCUGGUGCUACUCCUGCGACUGCGACAAGUGUGUUGCCACUGCGGCCUGAUAGGAGCCAUGUUGGACGAGGACUCGGCCGACCUGGAUGAAGAUCCUGCUGGAAAGGAUCUGCUGGCUGAGCUCAACAAGCUAUCCCUGGAGGAAGGCCGAAGCAAGAGGAUGAGUCGCAUCAGCAUUGAUUCACAAGAUGAUGAAGUUGAGGAGCCCCCUGUAGAGGGCACCACUGUGGCCGAAGCAAUCCGCUCCGUGCUGUCUCCUAAGAACCCUGUCUUCAACUUGGAGAGGCGCUCCUCCAAGAUAACAGCCGUCAUGGACUGUCUUAACAAAAACGUCUUUUCAAACAAAGGGGAGAAGGCGGUUGUGGUGUCGCAGUGGACAUCGGUGUUGCGGCUGGUGGAGCGAGAGUUGGCCCACGCGGGGGUGCCCACUGUCACGCUCAACGGCUCCGUGGCGGUGCCAGCGAGGCCGCCGCUCAUACAGCGGCUGAACGACGAGAGCAGUGACGUCAGGGUGAUGCUACUAUCCCUGUGUGCGGGCGGCGUCGGUCUGAACCUGUGCGGCGCCAACCACCUGCUGCUGCUGGACCCUCACUGGAACCCGCAGCUGGAGCAGCAGGCUCAGGACCGGAUCUACCGCGUGGGGCAGCGGCGCCCGGUGCACAUCUACAGGUUCAUGUGUGUGGACACCGUGGAGCAGUCCAUCCGAAAGCUGCAGGAAGCCAAGCUAGAACUGGCGGAGAACGUGCUGACCGGCGCUCGACAUACCAACGCAUCCAAGUUGACCAUCGAAGAUCUGAAGGUCCUGUUUAACAUGGCUCCACAAGUGGAUGAUUUAGAUGACUCAAUUACCUACUAAAGUCUGUGAUACUACAUUUAUCAUUAUAAUCGAAUACCAUAAUUAUUCAAAGCUCUUGCUUCCUUAUUUAACUAUUAAUGUAACCUUAUUUCAACCUUAAAAAAUGUAAAAAUCUGUUUCUAGUUCAUAUACUAAUUUUAAUAACUCUUUAACUAAUAAAAAAUCUUAGUCCAUUCCAUUUCGAUAAGCAUUAAAGUGCGUUGACACUUCGGCCAUUAUAACCAGGGGUUACAAACUAUAAUAUAAAUACCAUUUAUAUUUAACUAUAAAUCUAUUUUAUAAUAUUACAUUUUAUGCCGUUAUUAAUUUUUUCAUCAUUGCCAAUAAGAAACGCUUACGUACGCUACCAAUGUCACUUUUACUAAGAUUGUUAUUAAAAAACAGUUUUUUUAGUUGUCUGCACGUAACAAUAAUAAAUGAAGGGUAAUUUUAUUGCUACUCAAUAAGGCCGACACUUUUAUUAUAAACCGACUUUCAGUUAAUUAACUAUUACUAAUUUAAUAUUUAAUUUCACUUUGUCACUCAUCCAUUUCAAAAUGUAACGUCCUGCCAUAGGUAAAAUUUGCCUACUUGUCGAACGAGCUUUUCACUCUUAACGUCAGAAAUCUCACAAUAAAAACUAACAGGUGACAAUGUCAUCGAAUCAGCGACACAAACUCAACAGAUUAACAUCUCAACAACAUGCAAGUGCUUCAGACUUGAUUACCAUAAUCAACAAAUAAAAAAAUGGCGCGGGUGAUCCAAUUGUGUCGCACACCUGGCUACCGCUUGGCAGAAAUGGGGAUGAACAAGAAGUGGUGUCGAUUUUUUUAUUUUUUUAUUCGCUGCGUUACUGGAGUCAACACACUUAAUGUCAAUCGAAACGGAAUAAAUAUAAAAUCUCGUGCAGAGGCACUCGCGACCUUAUUCAACUAGUUUCCUCAUUCUUGCCUUCUUCAAGCCGGCACAGACUUAUUCGAAAAAUGUACAUACCACGAAAUAAAAUUACAAAAUUAUUGUGAGGAACUUGAUACAAUCUAUCAUCUUUUUACAUACUAAUAUAUUUUAAUUAUUAUCUGUGAUUUGAUUUUUAGGUAGAGUUUAUCUAAGACAAUAUCUAAUUGAUUCAAUAUUUUUCUAUGAAACCAAAUAAUUAAUGAAGUGUCGUUCUGAUAGCCAGUGUAGUGUCUAGGAUUUUAAAUAAUUAUUAAUUUUGUUAAAGAAGUUUUUCUUUUAGAAAAGUUUAGAUCUUCUUUUCUAAAAGAAAAGUUUAGAUCUAUUAUAAAAAUGAAUGUAUGAAACGGUGUAUAAUAAUAUUAUGUAUUUCUAAUUUCAUACAAAACUAAAUAAAUGAUUAUGUAUUAUAUAUAAAUAUUAUGUUU